This is a messenger RNA of Lotus japonicus, 1573 nucleotides long. Its product is annotated as FBD-associated F-box protein At3g52670-like. NCBI's taxonomy places the organism in Eukaryota, Viridiplantae, Streptophyta, Magnoliopsida, Fabales, Fabaceae. Gene Ontology annotation, molecular function: protein binding. The coding region runs from base 232 to 1347 and encodes 371 amino acids. The record is from RefSeq and is a predicted model, not a curated record. The transcript has 2 exons.
GUUCUUCUUCUUCCUCUGUCACUCUCUCUUCCCCCUCAACAACCCAAAGCUCUUCUCUCUUACCCUAGCCCUUCCUCAUCUUCUUCCUCUGUCACUCUCUUUUCUUCUCUCCCUAACUCGCCACGAUCCAAGCUUCUGUUAAAAAUUUUGUAUAAAUUGUUGAGUUUUGGUUAUAACUUUCAUCUUGUCUAAUUAUUUGGUUAUAAAUUUCAUCUUCUGUUCUUUGUCAGAAUGGCUGAUGACAUUAUCAGCAUGUUGCCAGAUCAAGUCCUUUGUCACAUUCUCUCUUUUCUUCCCAUUCAUAUUGCUGCAGCCACAAGUAUUCUUUCAAAGAGGUGGACACCAUUGUGGCUCUCGGUUCCUAGCCUAUACUUUGAUGACCGAAGCUAUCUCUUGAACAACAACAAACCCUAUGAUUGUUUUAACAAGUUCAUAUACAAAACCAUUGUUGCCAGAGAUGCGCAUCUACCCAUUAGAAUGUUUCGUCUCAAAUGCAGGGCUUCCAAUUUUGAGCUUUCUGAUUAUGAUCUCAAUACAUGGAUCAAUGCUGCAACACAACGUGGACUUGAGGACCUCCACAUUAAGCUGCCCAUUACAAGUACUACCGUGCUGAGGAUGAGCCGUGUUUUCAGCUGCAAAACUCUUGUUGUUCUGAAGUUGACCGGGUUAGAUGUGAAUGUGUUUUCUUUUGUUGAUCUUCCCUCACUCAAAACUCUGCAUUUGAGUCAAGUUGGUUUUCCAAAACCGCAAUAUCUCAUGGAACUUCUUUGUGGGUGUCCAAUUCUUGAGGAUAUGUAUUUGUAUAAUAUAACCUAUGUUGACACUUCUACUCCUAGUGAUAAGAAUUUUAAAAGUCUAUCCAAGUUGGUGAGGGCAUUUAUUUAUAAAAUUGGCUUAGAUAUUCCUCUGAUGGCGAUUUGCAGUAUACAAUUUCUUCUCAUUGACAAGUACUGCGAUGCUAUUCCAGUUUUUCCCAAUUUAACUCGUGUGGAUCUCAUUUUUGGGAGUGAUAUGAGUUGGCAUUUCGUACUUUCAAUGCUAAAGAAGUGCCCUAAACUUCAAAUUUUGAAACUUGUUAUGCGGAAAAGUUCUCAUGUUGCGGUCUGGGCCUUCCCCUGUUUUGUUCCUGAAUGCCUUUCUUCACAGCUUAAGACGUGUUUUAUUAUGAAUUAUAAAGGCGCCAGUGAGUUGCAUUUUGCAAAAUAUAUUAUGGAGAAUUCAAGAGCUUUACUUACGAUGGCAAUAGGCACAACGUCUUCUUCAAAAUUAGAGGACAAGUUUCAACAGCUGAAAGAAUUAUCCUCAUACCCAAGGACUUCUCCAAUUUGUCAACUUUUAUUUAUAUGAGAAUGAGAAUAACUAAUAGGCUGUAGACAGUAGCUGCGAUUUGUGUUUAGAUUAUUCCAUUUUGCUAGUGUACUGAAGGGCAUGUAAUUUGUAUCUUGAUGAUAGUUCUUAAAUGUCAUACAUUUUCAAGAGAGUGAAGAUUUGUAUUUUCAAUUAAAUGGCUUGCAUCUUUGAAGUUAUAAUCUUUUGUAACUUUUUGGAGUUGAAUAACAUCUAUUUGUGCCUA